AUGUCCACCCGUCUAACUGCACUUCCCUGUCUGCUGGCUUCAGGAUUCCCUCGUGGCUCCCGCUCCUCCUGCAGAGCCCGCGCGCACACUGCAGACUCCCGCGUGCAGCAGCUGCAGGAAACACCUGUCAGAGAGCUGCAGCUGCUCCCUCACAGCGCAGGUCGUUUGCCCUCUCCUCUGCCUGCAGGUGGAAGGACCCCAGAGGAGUUCAGCAGCAGUGGGCACCAGGAGGAAGAGGAGGAGGAAGAUGUCAUCGAUGAGCGCGAGGUGGAGGAGCUGUUCAGGGCUCAGGCUCCCGCAGGGUUGGGAGCGGAUCAGCAGCACAGGGUGUUCAUCGUGCACCCGAAUGUGAAGUGGGGGAGACAGAAGCAGCACCUGACCACAGCUGAGCUGAUGAUGGCCGAGGCGGUGGGGCUCGUCAACACGCUGGAGAACUGGAGCGUUGUGGACAAGAUCAUCCUCUCCACCAAAACACCACAGAAGAAGAACAUAUUUGGCAAAGGCAACUUCCAGACUCUAACGGAUAUAAUCCGGCAAACAGCCGGAAUCACUGCCGUGUUUGUGAACGUGCAGCGUCUGUCUGCUUUGUCGGAGAAAGAGUUUGCGGAGACGUGGGGGGUGAAAGUGUUUGACAGAUACUCGAUGGUUCUCCAAAUCUUCCGUCGCAACGCCAGGACCAAAGCAGCCAAGUUACAGAUCUCUCUGGCAGAGAUCCCCUUGUUAAGAUCUCGUCUGAGAAAUGAAAUGGCGAACUUGGAUCAGCAGGGUGGAGGGUCCAGAUACAUCGGAGGUUCAGGUGAGACGCUGAUGGAGGUGCAGCAGAGGCUGCUGAAGGAGCGCGAGAUGAAGAUUCGCUCUGCGCUGGAGAAACUGCGGCGAAAGAGGCACAUGCUGCGAUCUCAGCGUCUGAACAAGGAGUUCCCCAUCGUCUCCGUGCUGGGAUACACAAACUGUGGAAAGACGACGCUGAUCAAAGCGCUGACAGGCGACAGCGCUCUUCAGCCCAGGAAUCAGCUGUUUGCCACGCUGGACGUCACCGUCCACGCCGGCCAGCUGCCCUGUCACAUGACCGUCCUGUACGUGGACACCAUCGGCUUCCUGUCCCAGCUGCCCCACCAGCUCAUCGAGUCCUUCUCCGCCACGCUGGAAGACAUCAAACACUCGGAUCUGUUGCUUCACGUCCGAGACAUCAGUCAUCCGGAGACGGUGAAUCAGAAGGUGAACGUGCUGAGCGUCCUGAAGAACCUGCAGAUCCCCGACAGGCUGAUCAGCUCCAUGAUAGAAGUCCACAAUAAGAUCGACCUCGUUGACAACUAUCAGUGCACAGAGCCCGACGUGCUGCACGUGUCCGCCCUGGCAGAGCGCGGCCUGGACGAGCUGAAGAAAGUUGUAGAAGAAGAAAUCAUAACCUCGACAGGAAAACACAUUUUAGAUCUCACGGUCGACCUCGGCACGCCUCAGCUGAGCUGGCUGCACAGGGAAGCCACCGUCCAGGACGUGCAGGUGGACGCGGACGAAGGCUCGGCCGUCGUCAACGUCAUCAUCAGCACUGCUGCUUACGGACGCUACAAGAAACAGUUCCCAGGCCGAUAGAAGAGCAGCGGCGGAUCUGCUGCGUCACAGCUGACUGCAAACUCCAAGAGGCAACAGACAGAACUCGGAUCUGAUUCUUUUCUCCUGUUUGUGACUUAAAGGGACAGUUUGUAGGAUUUGGCGACAUCUAGUGUUGCAGCUGCAGACUGCACACGCUCACCCCUCCCCUUUAAGACAGCGCUAACGAGCUGCCGGGUGUGAAACAAGGAUAACGCCGUAAAGGCUCGGACAUACUUUCCUCAUGUGGAUGUGCACGUAGUUACCUUCAUACUACAAACGAGGGUCUGUGUCCGUUUCCAUUCCGAUCCAUGUUACGCUGUUCUUCUUCUUCUUCUUCUCCUUCUUCUUCUUCUCCUCCUUCUCCUUCUCCUUCUCCUUCUUCUCCUUCUCCUUCUUCUUCUUCUGCUUCUUCUCCUUCUUCUUCUUCUGCUUCUUC
Molecule: messenger RNA, 2029 nt
Organism: Cottoperca gobio
Lineage: Eukaryota; Metazoa; Chordata; Actinopteri; Perciformes; Bovichtidae
Gene: gtpbp6
Product: GTP binding protein 6 (putative)
Cellular component (GO): cytoplasm
Molecular function (GO): GTP binding; ribosome binding
Source: RefSeq, a predicted model, not a curated record